Peronospora matthiolae is the source of this 1320-nucleotide messenger RNA. The record is from the annotation of a GenBank genome assembly. NCBI's taxonomy places the organism in Eukaryota, Oomycota, Peronosporomycetes, Peronosporales, Peronosporaceae.
AUGGCGACCACUAAGUUCGACGUGGUGUGGCGUCACGACGCACUGGGACUGCGCUUUACGCCCAAUGAGAAAGACCUUCCAGUGGUAUGUCAAGUGCCAUCAAACGCCAAUCCCUCUGUAUUGGCGUCCCCCGUGGCCGUAGGUGACGUGCUCGUGGCUUUUGACUUGCACCUUUCCACUGAAACAGGUGAGCCGACGAUGCAGUUGGUGGAAACUUUCGAUCAAUUGGGGACUGUUCUGUGUCGUGCUAAGCUUCCGGUGACGCUGCGCUUUCAGUCAAGGGAGAGGGAGACGCCACUUCGAGUUGACGAGUCCGAUGUGAUCCACAGCUACGACUUUACGUGGGACGCUCAUACAUCGCUUGGCGUGUCACUAGCAAUGGAUCCGUGCUCCCUGUACGCGGUAAUUACUAUGAUUGAUGCUGCCAAGAUCUCGCCAACGUUCCAGGCCCUAAAGCCGGAGCUGGGCGACGUGCUGGUUGCUUUUUCUUCGACUUCUGAUGACGGUCAAGCCACGCGUCUCGACGAGAUGCGGUUUGAGGAUAUUAUCCGGACGUUACGGCAAUACCCGCGACCUUGUCGUCUCUCUUUCGCGAGACUUGCGGCGGAGACUCUAUCCGACUUGUCUGGAGUCGAAGAAGAAGAUAGUGUGGUUAAUUUACGAAAGCAGCUCGGGCGGUUGAAAGCGAAUUCUGCUGCUAGUGAGGACACUAGUGGUGUCCAAGUCAAGGACAUGUCAGAGCCGCCAUUUCUGAAGCAGCAACUGCAGAUGCCUCCACUUGUUCGCUGCAAGGCUGGUUUACGUCCAGCACGGAAGCUGAUCCCCAUCUCGAAUCGACAGAGUUUUCGCAUUGACAAGCCGGUACAGUCUGUGCUUUCGUCGGGUGAAUGUCGUCCGCAUGCUGGUUCCACGUCUUCGAACGAGGGCAGGCCACACCGUGGAUCAAAUGCCGAUGAGAAGGGAUUCUACACGGUCCUGUAUAGUGGUGGUGCUGUGGGACUGCAAUUACGUGACCGCUCGCAGGACGACACAAAUCUCGCAAAAGGUGACGACAUGACGAAUCGAACGAACGGAUACACAGUGGCAAUCCGGAGCGUCACGGAUGUAAGGUCUGCCCAAGGGUUGGAACUUGCGACAGCAGACGAUUUACUGAUGGCGAUCGGCUCGAAGGAUCUGCAGCAUGUUUCGUUCGAAAAUGUGCGCAAGGAGCUUGGCAUGAUCCAAACACCUACACAAUUGCUGUUUAAGAAACGCAAGCGCGUCGUGGGUAAUUCUGCAGGGUCGUCGCUGGUUGACACGCUGCUGCUCUUCCUCAUGUAA